Molecule: messenger RNA, 2627 nt
Organism: Scophthalmus maximus (turbot)
Lineage: Eukaryota; Metazoa; Chordata; Actinopteri; Pleuronectiformes; Scophthalmidae
Gene: tmem209
Product: transmembrane protein 209
Exons: 15
Coding region: 121-1797 (558 amino acids)
Cellular component (GO): membrane
Source: RefSeq, a predicted model, not a curated record
ACAAGAAGAAGAAUACUUUCCUGUUACCGGAAGUAGAUACUGUAACUUCCGGUUAAGUACAAACGAUGCAGCGCCGCGGUUGUCAUUCACUUGAGCGUGCCUGAACAGUGUGGUCGCAUCAUGUUGACCCCGCAGAAGGAGGGGAUACCCAGUAUGAUAGACAGUGCGCUGAGGAUGAGGAGGGAGGAGCAGGCUCGACAGGUGGUCCUCGCCUGGGCUGUGCUCAACGUGUCUCUAGCUGGCAUGAUCUACACUGAAAUGUCUGGGAAAUUGCUGAGCCGAUACUAUAACAUCACCUACUGGCCUAUCUGGUACAUUGAACUGGUGCUAGCCUCUCUUUUUAGCCUCAAUGCUCUUUUUGACUUCUGGAAAUAUUUCAAAUACACCAUGGCUCCGUCCACCAUCGCUGUAUCCCCUGGGCAGCAUCGCCUCCUGGGGCUGCGGAACACAAGUAUUCAAGCCUCUCCACCCCAGAAGCCAGAAAAAAAGGAGACCCCUGCCCCAGCCCAGUCGUCUCCCCUGCAAGGCCAGAGCGUGCUGAGUUUCAGCCCCACUCGACCAGCCACCACCAGCCCCAAGUUCUCCCCCAGCUGUGUACCUGGGUACAGCCCUCCUCUCAGCAACCCGUCCACGCCAAACAGUGCUGGGGGGCCCUUUUCCCCUUCAGUGGCCUUUGGAAAGGUGUUGAACUACAGCCCCUCCCCUGGUUCCUCUCCCUACCCCAGCAGCAUUGGCCCAGCUGAAGGCUCCAGCUUGAGGGCUCGAUACCGCACUUCACCCUCAGUGUUUAACUCCCCAGGAAGCAAGGAGGACUACAUGGAGGAUCUGAAAAGCUUGGAGAGGUUCCUCCGCACAGAGGAGGAGAAGAGUCACCGCAGCCAACUAGGUAGUCCAGAGUCUGUGUCUCCCAACCACAGUCCAACAUUUUGGAACUACAACCGCUCCGUGGGCGAUUACGCUCAGAGCCUGAGGAAAUUCCUGUACCAGCCAGCCUGUCGCUCUCAGGCCCCAUCUGCCCACAAGGAUGAGACGGACCUGGGAUCCAAACAGGCUGCAGAGGAGGUGUGGGCUAGGAUCACCACCAGUCGCCCUGUAGUGGACCGCAUCGAUAGCUGGACAGCCAAACUUAGGAAUUGGAUCAGUGACACAAUCUUGGUUCCUUUGGUCAAGGAAAUGGACUCCGUCAACAGCCAGCUCAGGAGGAUGGGCUGCCCUGAGCUCCAGAUAGGAGAGGCCAGCAUAAGCAGCCUGAAGCAGGCAGCGGUGAUGAAAGCCUCAUCCAUCCCCACCAUGAACUCUAUUGUCCAGUACCUGGACGUCACACCCAACCAGGAAUAUCUAGUGGACCGGAUAAAAGAGCUGGCUCACAGCGGCUGCAUGAGCUCUUUCCGAUGGAACAGGGGUGGUGAUCUGAAGAGCAGGAAGUGGGACACAGACCUCCCCACUGAUUGUGGGAUCCUCAUGCACGUGUUCUGCACAUACCUGGACUCCAGACUGCCCCCACACCCAAAAUACCCAGACGGCAAGACUUUUACUUCACAGCAUUUCAGCCACACCCCAGACAAACCUGAUGUAACCAAAGAGAACCUCUUCUGCGUCCACCAAAGCAGCACCGCUCCCCCUCACUACCAGCUCAUCUACCAGGGACACAUCUACAGUCUGCCGAAGGGCAGAAACAACCUGUUCCAUACGAUCCUCAUGUUUCUCUUUGUCAUUAAGACCAAGGAGUCUGGGAUGUUGGGGAGGGUGAAUCUCGGCCUCUCCGGUGUGAACAUCCUGUGGAUAUUUGAAGACUGAUGCAUCGUUAUUUAUAAGCAACAAGGAACUGCAAAUGGAUGUUGUUGUUUUCCACUCCUCAGUGCUGCCAACACUGGUUGGAAUAUCACCUUAACUUAACGGCUGCUCUUUAAGGGGCACAUGGGACUAAACGGCGCUUCACGUUGAAAUUCUCAACGAGUGCACAUUUUUUGACAUUUUCAUAACUUUAGUCUACAAAAAUGGCAGCAUACUAUAUUGUCUUCGAUCUUUCAAGAAUGCGAUUCUCUGAUGCCACAGUGUGCUUACGAUACAAAGCAGCACUUCAUUUUUAAACUUUGUUUGGGUUUUCUGAUUUUGUAUUUUGAGAAUGUACCAGCAUGGCAGCCUUGUAAAUAAUAUACCUCACAAUUGGUGGAUAGCAAAGAGUUAAGACCCAUUCAUCUUGAAUGUAAAUACGGUAUGUGUGGAUUUAACGUGUUUCUUUAGUAUCUGUCGACUUUUGCAGCCAGUAUGCUGUUUUUUCUUUAUUUUCUUAUUCUGUAGUAGAAUGAAUGUCUGCAUUAAUUGGGAUACUCCUGGCAUGUUCUUGAAUUUACUUGCAAAAAAAAUGGACCUGCGCAAAAAUGCAACAAUACUUAAUCAAGUAUUGGAGUUUUGUGUGGUUGCUUUUUUUCAUUAUGUAGAUGUGAUGGAGAACAAAUGAAAAGCCUUUGCAUCACCAAAGUCUUUUCUUCGGAUGGAGCUCUUUAUGCCAUUUAUCUUGUCAGCCAUUCAUUACAUUUCACCCUUUUUACACAUUUGCUUGUUUUUCAAUUUCAUUCUACAAAUGUCGCCAGAGACAUAAAAAUAAAAUUUAGAUAUAAAAGAAA